UCUCAACCACACAAUAGAUGAUAGAGAUGGCCAUGGCUUGUCCUCGAUUACUCUUCUCUUUUGCAAUAUUUGUGUUGGCAACUCAAGUCCUGGCAGAUCAUGAUGAUCAUUAUGUUUAUGCAUCACCACCACCACCGAGCUAUAAUUACAAGUCACCACCGCCACCAGUCAAAUCACCUCCACCGUAUUAUUAUAAGUCACCUCCACCACCGGUAAAAUCACCACCGCCACCAUAUUAUUACAAAUCUCCCCCACCGCCAACUAAAUCACCACCACCUUCCUACUACUACAAGUCACCACCCCCACCAACAAAAUCGCCUCCUCCCCAUCCAUACUACUACAAGUCGCCGCCGCCGCCGUCUAGGACACCACCACCUCCAUAUAUUUACAAAUCACCACCACCACCACCACCAUCUCCUCGUACUCCCUAUAUCUACAAAUCCCCUCCACCACCAUCACCAUUGGCUCCUCCUCCACCGUACAUCUAUAAAUCCCCACCGCCACCUUCACUUUCACCGCCUCCUCCUUAUGUUUCCAAGUCAUCUCCACCACCAUCUCCAUCACCACCGCCUCCUUACAUCUACAAGUCGCCACCACCACCUUCACCCUCACCUCCCCCACCAUAUGUAUACAAAUCUCCUCCCCCACCAUCACCAUCACCUCCUCCACCGUAUAUUUACAAAUCGCCACCGCCACCUUCACCUUCACCACCUCCUCCUUAUGUUUACAAGUCACCUCCACCACCGUCACCGUCACCGCCUCCACCAUACAUUUACGAGUCGCCACCACCACCUUCACCCUCACCUCCCCCACCUUAUGUAUACAAAUCUCCUCCUCCACCAUCUCCAUCACCUCCUCCUCCUUACAUGUAUAAGUCGCCACCACCACCUUCACCCUCCCAUCCACCACCUUAUGUAUACAAAUCUCCUCCCCCACCAUCACCAUCGCCUCCUCCUCCAUACAUUUACAAAUCCCCACCGCCACCUUCACCUUCACCGCCUCCUCCUUUUGUUUACAAGUCACCUCCCCCACCGUCUCCUUCACCGCCUCCACCUUACAUUUACAAGUCGCCACCGCCACAUUCACCCUCCCCUCCCCCACCUUAUGUUUACAAGUCACCUCCACCACCAUCACCUUCACCGCCUCCUCCUUACAUCUACAAGUCUCCACCACCGCCUUCACCCUCACCUCCCCCACCUUAUGUAUACAAAUCUCCUCCUCCACCAUCACCAUCGCCUCCUCCUCCAUACAUCUAUAAAUCCCCACCACCACCUUCACCCUCCCCUCCACCACCUUAUGUAUACAAAUCUCCUCCCCCACCGUCACCAUCGCCUCCUCCUCCAUACAUUUACAAAUCCCCACCGCCACCUUCACCUUCACCACCUCCUCCUUAUGUUUACAAGUCACCUCCCCCACCGUCACCAUCACCGCCUCCACCUUACAUUUACAAGUCGCCACCACCACCUUCACCCUCACCUCCCCCGCCUUAUGUUUACAAGUCACUUCCACCACCAUCACCUUCACCGCCUCCUCCUUACAUCUACAAGUCUCCACCACCGCCUUCACCCUCACGUCCCCCACCUUAUGUAUACAAAUCUCCUCCUCCACCAUCAUCAUCACCUCCUCCUCCAUACAUUUAUAAAUCCCCACCACCACCUUCACCCUCACCUCCCCCGCCUUAUGUAUACAAAUCUCCUCCCCCACCAUCACCGUCACCUCCUUCUCCGUACAUCUAUAAAUCCCCACCACCACCUUCACCCUCCCCACCACCACCUAGUGUAUACAAAUCUCCUCCCCCACCAUCACCAUCGCCUCCUCCUCCAUACACUUACAAAUCGCCACCGCCACCUUCACCCUCACCUCCCCCACCUUAUGUUUACAACUCACCUCCGCCACCGUCGUCAUCACCGCCUCCUCCUUACAUCUACAAGUCACCGCCACCACCUUUACCCUCGCCUCCCCCGCCUUAUGUAUACAAAUCUCCUCCCCCACCAUCACCAUCGCCUCCUCCUCCGUACAUUUACAAAUCCCCGCCGCCACCUUCACCUUCACCACCUCCUCCUUACAUCUACAAGUCUCCACCAUACUACGUAUAAGAAAGAUAUCAAGCAUAAUUUCAAUUAACUAGCUAAGUUGUUUAAACAUUCUUAUACACCCUCCUUGUGAAUUUCAAUGUUUAUGGGUACCUCAUUUUCUUUUUCAUUUGUUGCAAACAUUUAUUACUUUGUGUCAUAAUUUACAUCUCAAAAAUAUUAUUCAAUACUUUAGUUAUGUAUAUUGGGUUUGUUUAUUUAUCUUGUUGAUGUGUUUAUGCUUUUGGUAUGUAAUUUAUAUAUCAAGUGUUGGAGUCAUGCAUU
Messenger RNA from Lactuca sativa (garden lettuce), 2357 nucleotides. RefSeq lists its product as uncharacterized. Lineage: Eukaryota; Viridiplantae; Streptophyta; Magnoliopsida; Asterales; Asteraceae. The record is from RefSeq and is a predicted model, not a curated record.